Molecule: messenger RNA, 1080 nt
Organism: Iphiclides podalirius (scarce swallowtail)
Lineage: Eukaryota; Metazoa; Arthropoda; Insecta; Lepidoptera; Papilionidae
Source: the annotation of a GenBank genome assembly
AUGGAGGCGGGUCGCGCGCGUGGUAACCGUGGCAACCGUCCCUUCAGAUUGAGCCUAGGGCUGACGAGUGUCCGGCAUAUAGUAGAUAGGCUGGAGGCCGAGUGCACGCAGAGCGCUGUGCCCAGCAGCGGCCUAGAGGUGGUCAAAUACGACCCGAAUGUUGUCGACGCCUGCCGCGGACACGGUGACCUCACGUUCGCCACGCCGAACGGACAAGUCUGGAGCAGAUUCGCCGUCGCCGUCGGCAGAUGCGUCCCCAGCGUCACCCUAGCCAAUUUCGGAGCACUGUCCGUCGCGACAGCACUGUUCGCCCCGAGGAUGAUCUCUUAUCUAGUGCUGUAUCCGUUUUGCAGAUUGGUAUUCGGAACCCUCUACCCGGCUUACGCCUCAUACAAAGCUGUGCGCACGAAGAAUCUGAAAGAAUACGUAAAAUGGAUGAUGUAUUGGAUAGUAUUCGCACUAUUCACGUGCACAGAGACUUUCACGGACGUGUUCCUAUCUUGGUUCCCUUUCUACUACGAGGUGAAGAUAGUAUUGGUGCUAUGGCUCCUCUCGCCAGCCACCAAAGGUUCCUCAAUUCUCUACAGGAAGUUUGUCCAUCCCGCACUUUGCAGGCGGGAACAGGAAAUAGAUGAGUACAUUGCCAAAGCCAAAGAUCAAGGUUACCACACUGUGCUCAACUUGGGCACUAAGGGCGUCAACUAUGCAACCACCGUCAUUAUGCAGACUGCCAUAAAAAAUUUCAACAUUCCGAAUGCCGAGCGAGCGGUCGACGGUAGGAGGGCUAUAGUCGGGCGAGACGUGACCGACUACGGGGAGGCAUACAAUCUCGAGUACCAGCGGGCUGAGGAGAGGGAAUCCCCCGGUCUCGAGAUACUGGAGAUAAGCGCGCCCGAGGAGGAACGUCAGGUCCUCGAUGGUGCUGGUGACAACGACCCUGACUACCAGCCAGUGCGCGGGCGUACGAACGGCGUGAGGAAACGUAAGACGGCCAAGGAGAAGAGUUCGCGAAGCAAGUCUAGGGGGCGCCGCACUCGAAGCCAGACCGCCAUAGACAAAGGGAAGGAGCUCGCGGUCGAG